AUGCUGGGCACAUUGGAGAACAAGAACAAAGCUCAUUGGAAAGAUCACGUCAACUGGUGCACGCUUAUAACUGCAUCAGGAGUGAUAAAACGGGAUACUCACCGAGUGUUCCCUCUAUCAAACUGUCAGAGUCAGGCUGUUUCUAGGGCGAUGACACUGGACUUUGCAUGGCUGUGCGCUGUUCAGUCGUUUGCCUUCAUCUCAGGCUACAUGUGCAGUCUGAUGAAGAGCUAUAAUCUGAUGAGGCAGCAGAGGGCGCACUCUCCACUGUUUACAGAAGACAGAGACAAAAGAGAGAACACAUCACCUGGAAAGAAGAAAGUCCAUUUUGCAGGCGACAACAAAGAGAACACGUGGCCUGAGCAGAGGGUCGGCAUCCGACCUCAGGAGCACGUACUCAUUACAAAACUACACGCAGUUAACGUAGGAGACGUUGAGAGAAAUUAUCCACUGAAGUGCAGGCCCAUGCUGGGUCUUCGCUAACAUUCACUGUCUAUAAACCAGUCCUGAUUUCAGCAGUGCAUCAGCCCUGAGGAAUGACAUCACAAACUCUCCACAAAGCAUCAGAAGC
Tachysurus vachellii is the source of this 571-nucleotide messenger RNA. RefSeq names its product serine/threonine-protein kinase Nek2-like. NCBI's taxonomy places the organism in Eukaryota, Metazoa, Chordata, Actinopteri, Siluriformes, Bagridae. The record is from RefSeq and is a predicted model, not a curated record. The coding region runs from base 1 to 483 and encodes 160 amino acids. The transcript is spliced from 4 exons.